Sclerotinia borealis F-4128 is the source of this 1710-nucleotide messenger RNA. The record is from the annotation of a GenBank genome assembly. Lineage: Eukaryota; Fungi; Ascomycota; Leotiomycetes; Helotiales; Sclerotiniaceae.
AUGUCUUCCGAUCUUCUCGCCGAGUUCGAUACAUUCUAUAAAUCACCUCAAGAUGCUCAACCGCAAGCUAGCAAGAGCUUCUCCUUUUUUGAUGGCACGAACUCUAGUAGCCAGUCCGGUCAGGCACAGGCAAAACAGCCACCAGCGCAAAUUACGAAGCAAAAUGAUGACAUUUGGGGCGGUAUGAAUAGCUUCACGAGUCCAUUGACUCCAGCACAAGGUGAAACUCCGCAAGAAGAUUUAUGGGGCUCUUUUGGCAUAACAGCUACACCCCCUAGGCCAACCACCAAUGCAGCAAAACCGAAUUACCAGGGAGGGAACCAAUUCAAAAAUGAUACUGCUCAGCCAAAUCCUGGAAUUAUGCGCAGGUCAACCGUUGAACUUUUCAACAAUAACGUUCAUGAUACGAUAGAACCUCCGACUACGUCGAAGAAUCAUAUGAGUUAUUCAAAUCCUCGACCAGCGCUACCACCAUCUAGAGGUUCUUCGGGCGGAGAAAUUCUAUUCGAUGCGGACCAGGAAGCGGAUGAAGAUGAUGAAUUCGGGGAUUUUGAGAGUGUUGUUACUCCUUCUGUAUCUCAACCCCCACCUGCCUCACAUCCCCUCGACGAUUUUUUUGGUUCAAUGGAUAUUAACACGCCACCAUCUAAGAAGCGUUCCAACCUCACGCCGACGUCACCAAACCUUGGUACUCCAUUGCCAUACCCACAAGCACCCAAAUCACCAUCAUUUCAGCAAAGAAAUCCAUUUCCAAAGGUGGGUCUUGCUACCCAGCAAGUCAUCAAAACUAAAAUUGAAGAUAAACCUAAAUCUGCUUCUCCUUUGACAGCUUGGCCAUCCUAUGACGAGAAACCUUCCCAAGCAGCACCAUACGUUGAUUCGCCUGCUGCACUUGCUAUUGUCGAGGACAUAGACGAUGAUUGGGGCGACUUCUCUGAUCUUCCAGCCGAAUCUCCCGCAAUAGAUAACACCAAACCUAUUUCCGGAAUAGCAGCGAAUGCUUGGGCCUGGGAUGCUGUUGAUAAUGUCGCCGAACCCACUCUGGCAGAAUCAAAACUCCCACCUCCGACCAAUGUCCCACCUCCUUCCAUCCUCUUGGCCCUCUUUCCCCAACUCUUCGACCUCCCUCAAUCCUCCCUCUUCAAAGCCGUAGCAAACCAACCCUUCUCCCUCAAAAAUCGCAUCAUGUCAGACCCCACCACCAUUAACUUUCUCCGGGCCUACCUACUCAUUGCCACCGUAGCAGCACACAUCAUUGCGGGCCGCAAACUCCGUUGGAAGCGCGAUACUCAUCUCUCACAGGGUAUGAGUAUUGGCCCUGCUGGCGGCAAAGGUGGCAUGAAACUAACCGGUGUCGAUAAAGCCGAAAUUGCUCGUGAAGAACGCGAGGCUACCGAAACGAUCCGUGUGUGGAAAGAACAAUUAGGUCGACUUCGCUCAGCUGUAGCUGUAGCAAAUACAAGUCUUAAAGAUGUAUCCAAACAUUUGACGAUCCCAGAAAUAGGGGAUACUAUGCAUGUGAAGAAUCAAGAAGGGGGAUUACCAGCACCGAAAGCGUGUGUGAUUUGUGGAUUGAAGAGAGAAGAGAGGGUUACAAAGAUAGAUGUAAAGGUUGAGGAUAGUUUUGGGGAGUGGUGGAUCGAGCAUUGGGGGCAUAGGUUGUGUAGGAACUUUUGGCAGGAACAUGAGGGGAGGUUGAAAUUUAGAUGA